This is a messenger RNA of Cyclocybe aegerita, 5628 nucleotides long. The record is from the annotation of a GenBank genome assembly. NCBI's taxonomy places the organism in Eukaryota, Fungi, Basidiomycota, Agaricomycetes, Agaricales, Hemipholiotaceae.
AUGGAGGAGCCAAUACACGCACACAACAAGACGUCCCCAGCGCCGGGCGCUCGUGCCCAGGUGCAGAAACCCCCCCGCCCAAGCAAGAUCCUGAGCUCGCUCAAAGGCAUCAUCCGCCUCCCCGGCGCCCGACGCACGCGCGCCGACACUGCUGCCCCGGCGUCCGCGAUACACACGCGCUCCGCGAGCCACAACCAGCUGCUGCACACGCGCAACGGCGGUGGUGCGCCCCUUCCCAACGGGCUCUCCCAGGACAAUAACGGCAUCGGCGUCGCCAGCGUGAACUACGAUAGCGGCCUUACGGCCGUGUCGGCGAGAGUGAACGAUCCGUACGCGCAGGGACGGAAUAGGAAUAGUUGGGCGAUGAAGCCCUACAUGUCGCAGCCCAUGCUUAGCCUAACGCUCGGCUUGGGCGAGGAGGAGGGCGAGGGGGAGGGGAGAAGGUCGUUCGAGGGGCUGGGGCUGGGGCUGGGGUUGGGUUUGGGUUUGGGAUACGAGGACGAUUCGGACCAGUCGUCGCCCUCGCCGACGACGGAGCACGAGCCUUCGACGAGGAGGGAGGCUCCAUUGCCACCAGCACCACCAAUACUUCAUGUUCAGACUACGGCCAAGACUCAAGCUCAAGAUCGGGCUACGGCUACGCCCGCAACACCUCCAACACCUUCUCCAGCUCGUGUCCAGAGCCCACAACCCCUCCAAAGACCGACGUCGCCGUCCCCACCACCACCACCACAGCCAGCCGGCACUGAGCGGAUAAACGCAGGCCCGAGAACGCCGACGCCUCAGCCUUCCUCUGUACUUCCACUGCCUCCUGCGACUACGAUUUCAGCUUCGGUGGUAACAUCGUCGUCUCCUCGGGUUCAGAGCUCUCAGAGCCUACAAAGCCCACGGAGCCCACAAAGUCCGUCGUCGAACCAGAAACACGCGAAGAAGGGAUCGGGGUCGGUCGCGGGCGCGGGCGCGGUAGUGGGUGUGGGCGGGAUCGGAGCGGGGCUGGCAAUGGUUGGUGGUGGUAGGAGGAGUGUGAGUGGGGGAAGGAAUAUCAUUGUGAGUGGUGAGGAGAUUGGAAGGGCACCUGAACUCGCCACGGCAAAUGCGGGCACGACGAUAGCGACAUCGGAAACACGCCUCGGAGUAGCAGAGGAUGACGCGGACGCCCAGGGUCAAGGCCAAGCGCAUACACGACACGGCUUGUCGCCCUCCUCCCCCGAUGCCUCGUCUUCCUUCUCCUCGGUGCCCGGACCACAGCCUCACUCUCAGCCUCGGUCUGACACCCUGUCUGUGUCUGAGUCCCACCCCCAGCCCCGCGCUCAGCAUCAGCCUCGUGUUCCCCGACCCCAGACGCAGCCCCAGGCAUAUCGGACUUCACAAUCGCAACCACAGUUGCAGUCGUAUUUUCCAAUCAUUUCUUCCACCACCAUCACCUCCAGUACCAGUUCGAACAAGUCGACGUCGACCGCGAGUUUAUCGCGUUCGUCGAGCCUGACGAGCCGGAGUCGUGCAAGUGCCACGCCAACGACAACUCGAGCGUCAAUGGCGAGCAUGGAAUCGCUAUCUUCGAACAUGUCCGCGAACAUCCACGUAAACGCAAACGCGUUCCUCGGAUCGAAGACCCCAUACCCGCCGCAACCUCCCCCCAAACCACAAUCGCAAUCACAAUCUCCACCCCAACCUCCGCCCAAGUCCCACCCUCCAUCCCAGCGCCCGCCUAGACCCCAGCGCGCACCACCACCACCGCCACCGCCUCUUCCGUCCUUGCCUUCGAACCCGCCCGAAACACAAUCACCCUUGGCCUCCCAGCCCCAAUCACAACCUCAGCGCUCGUCCCAUUCCCAGUCACAUUUUCAGCCCCCAUCACAACAACAGCAUUUUUCGUCCGUGUCUGUGUCUGUGUCAGCCGCAACUCCGAGUGCGAGUGAAAGUGGGAGUACGAGCGCAUCACAGGCUAUGAGCAUGGGCACCGCCGAGCCUGCUCAGCGCGCUCCGUUCGUGUCUGUUGUGGCUACUUCAACGUCAGUGCCGAGAGAGGGUGCAAAGACGAGUCAUAGUGUGACUACGACGGCUACGGCUACGACGACGACGACUAUGACAGCGAGUACGAGCACGAGUACGACGACGCCUACGUUAAGGGUUACUGCGUCCUCGUCUUCCCCGUCUUCGAGUCGUUUCUCCGCCUCAGGACCUGGUUCGAAGGGAAACACGAUGCCUUCCUCCUCGUCCUCUACCUCUACUCCUACUCCUCCUUCGACGACAACGACGGCAAGUCCAAAUACUACACCGAAACCGACACCCCGAAUACCAAAUGGCGCGCUCGCGCCGACCUCGUAUCGUCGUCCGGCCCCUUCUUCCUCUUCUUCCACAUCCACAUCUACAUCUGCAUCGACAUCUGCAUCCUCGAUCUCCUCCAGCAAACCUGAAGCCUCCCUCUUCCCGCCCAUCGUACCACGACGCGCCUCCUCCACCUCUUCUUCCACCUUUUCUUCCUUCUCCUCAACCCCGACCUCCUCCUCCGCCUCCAGCUCAUACUUCCUCCCACCCACACCAACACCCCCGACCUCAACCCGACCCUUCUCCACCUCAGCUGAAUCCACUCCAACAACCCAAUGGACCUCGCCUCCCCAGCUCACCCUCCCAAGCACGAACCACCGGUUCAGCUUCACCGGUUCAGGCCUCUUCGGGGUGCCAGGCAGCCCUGGAGGGGCCGGCGCGCGCCUCUCGCCUACCGUCAUCCUCCGCCCGCCGCCGCUGCCGCUGAUGAACCUCCCUGUGCUCUCGCCUCUGGGGGUAGGGGAGAGGAGCGUCCUGGGCAGUGCGGGGGGUAUUAGGAGGGCGGCGAGUGCUAGUGCGGCGGGUGUGGGUAUGGGUGGAAAUGGAGCGAGGGAUAGGAAUAGUAGGAUUGGGCUGAAGAACUUGCCGGCGCUGCCUCUGCAGGGUACGGGCAGGGGUGUUGGGGGCCACGAGGAGGAAGAGGAAGAAGAUGAGGAAGACGAGGAAGAGGAAGACGAGGAGCAGGACGUGUCGCCUAGGGAUAAUAGCAGCACCCCGACCGGCAGCAGCUCGCAGGAUACAGACACACCGCGUUCGUCGAUGGACAGUGUCGACGACUCGGACAACGACAACGACGGAGGUAUAUCACGCUCGCCUUCCCGCUCCUCGUCGUACAAAACCGCACGCGGGUCGCCCACGACCGACUCCUCGGAGCCCUACUUCGGCGACCUCGCCCGCCCGCCCGAGAAGCGCUUCUCGCGGACGCCACACCUGCCGCAUGUAGACACGACGCGUCUCGAUCUGGAUUUGAGCUUUCUGGACAGGCCGCCGUCACCUGGGAAGGGCAAGGGCAAGGCAAGAGCGAGAGAGGCGAGGGGGACGACGGAGGAUGCGGGCAGGACGCCGGUGGCAAGCUCGUGGGCGCAGGCACAUGGGAGGAAGAGUGUCGCGGGUGGUGUGACGGACUACUUCUACCAGACGCCACCCCAGCAUAUGGGCGAAAGGUCGAUGUCUGAGCGGACGUUGAGGACCUCGACGUCGAGUUCGAAGAAGCAUUCUCCAGCGACGACCCCGCGACCGGGCGACUACCAGCUUUCCUUCGCGGCUAGCCAGCACCAGCACUCGCCGAUGCCCGGUAUGGUCUCUCGUUUGUCGGAGGCGCGUCUUUCGGCUACGUUGGGUAGCCUCUCGGCCCAUCCGGGCAUGUACAAGCGCGCGUCCCGUAGCCUCAUCGACGUACAUGCUGCCGAGAAGAAGGAGCGCGUUGAGGCAAUGGUGCAGGAGGAGGAGGACGGCGCCGAGGAGGAGGAGAGGAAGCGCAGGGUCAGGGCGUUGAGGAUGAGCAUGCGUGCUGUGGUCAAGGGUACGCGGUAUGAGGACGGGAAGGAGUUGAGUGUGGGUGUGGAUGGAGCUGCUGUGGAUGGGAAUGCCAGUGUUGGCGAUGGUCCUCGCGAUCCGACCGCGGAGCCGCCACAUUCUGCAGAUGCCGUUAUGGAGGGUGCCGGCGAGCUUAUCGACGCUUCCUCCGCCACCCUGGGCGUACCGGAUGUUGAAGGUGGGACAACGGGCAGGCGACAGAGCAAAAGAAUUAGUAUGGCCCCUGCGUAUGAUACCCUCUCGCACCCCCACCCUCUGCGGCGGCGGCGGUCCAUGCCCACAUUCACCGCGACGACAGCGCCGCCGCCCUACCCCGACUUCCAUCCCCAGCAGUUCGCCUCCGGCUUCGGCGCCGCCAUCCAGCCACGCGAGGACGAGGGUAAGGAGAAGCUUCCCCCCUACAGCAACGACGUCUACCUCAAGGCGAUCAUGCCACGCAAGCUCGAGUUCUCAAAACCUGGCGUGCAGUCCAAAGACCGCAAGUGGCGGCGGGUGCUCUGUGUCCUGGAAGGGACGGUGUUCCGGGUGUACAAGCCCCCCGCAGGCGCGUCGGGGGUGUCGGCGAUUGGGGAGUGGUGGGAGAAUCGGGUGGGUGUCGGCGAUGUGGCGUAUGGGACGGCGAUGACGACGAGCGCGUUCCAUACGACGGCGAGCACGACGGUGGCGCAGGCGAUCCUUGCGGCGGAGCAGAAGGAGCUGGAGAGGGCGCUAACGUUGUCGAGGAAGUCCGGCGAGGGGUAUGAUUCGGGCCAGCCGGUGCUCCAGGCGGACAGUCCGACGUCGCCACAGGAAAUUCGGGUGCAGCCUCCUCUGUCGCCUGCUGCAGAGUCGCGGCACCCGUAUCUACAGUCUCAACCUCAGCAAGUACAAGGGCGGCCUUCUCAUGAACACCAUGCCGUUCUCCCUGCGGCACGGUCUGCGCUGAACCUUGCUGUACAGCUGCUUAAACCGGGUACACGGCAUGGACGGUCGAACAGCGACGUUUCUCAGAACCCACCUCGCCCUCGAUCACCUCGCCCAUCUCUGAACAUCCCGCGGAGUGCAAGUGGGCGAACGACGCCUACGAUGGCAAGCAGCCCUCAUGGUUCGUCGUUGCGGUUGCACUCGCCUGCACUCACGGCGUCGACGUCUCUUACUACCCCUUCGUCUUCAAUACGGAGCAGCAACUCUCGUCCGGUUACACCUUCUCCUUCCAUUAUCACGACGGCAAGUGCUACGUCUCCAUCGGCCUCGACGUCUUCAGCUUCACGUUCGGGCUUCCGCGUCGGCGGAGGUCCGCAUGCGCGAUCACUGGCUGCGAGAAACGCCUCUGGUUCUUCUGUGCAUGGAUCAAGUACCAGCAGCAAGGAUAAAGGAAAGGAGAAAGAAAAGGAGAAGGACGGUGUGCCCGAUCCCGACGAGCGUGAUCUGAUCCGGGUGUAUACGAUGCAGAACGCGGAGAGCGGGCUGGGCAGCGACUACAUGAAGAGAAAACACGUCAUUCGCGUCAGGCUUGAGGGCGAGCAGUUCCUGCUGCAGGCGCAGGACGUGGAGAGUGUCAUUGCGUGGAUUGAGGGUCUUCAAUCCGCGACGAACAUUGCGCUGGACCUGGAUGAGCGGCCUAUGCCUCGUGGCCCCAUCUUCCCAAGGCGGCGCAGACGGCGGCGUGUACAGCCCGGAACGAUCAACACUGCGACGACAAACGCGACAACGAACACUAAUGACCCGACGCCAGUGUCUGCGACGCAGCUUACGGCGCCGCUGACGAUGACAGCGGGACGGUGA